GACUUUUAUUGCGGGCGUAAAACUACACUGCGGCUUAGAGCACGAUGACGUUCGGCGUGCAGCGCAUUCUGCUGCUGGUGGCACUGAGUGUGGCAGUGCUGAAGCCGUUUACGGCCACGCAUGGCGCCCCCGCUGAGUCAGUAUUCGAUGUCGCUGCGAAGGCAGAGGAGGCGGCAGCAUCCAAGGAGCGCAACCUGCAGCGUAACAUUGCGGACGACCGGGUGAACAUUUUGUACUGCACGGCGUGCGGCUACCAGCAGAAUUUCAACCAGAUCAAGACGUACCUGGAAGACACUUUCCCGCAUCUGGUGGACAGGGUCUACGGCGCCAAUUACGAAGUGGACCCAUACAAAACGAUGCUAGCCCAGUUCUUGGGCUACGCACAGGCGACGGCGAUGAUUUUACUGUUGUUUGGGGAAUAUGUGAGUGCAAUUGAAAGGUGUGGAGAGUUAGAUGUGGAGAUUCUGACUUGGAGUGUCAGAUACUGCCUGCUCUAGGCGUGGACAUGACGAUGCUGCGCUGGGCGCGGGACAACCGCAUCGCGGCCUUCUUCAUUGUAAUGUUCAUGGGGACUGCUGCCAGUAGUUUGACGGCAUCGGGGGCGUUCGAGAUCUACUUCAACGACGACUUGAUCUUCUCCAAGCUGGAGACUGGGCGGUGGCCGACGCUCCUGGAGGUGUCCAACUCCAUUGGCGAGUACGGACUUCUGGAAAGCGUGGCAGCUUGAGUGAAUAACUUUUGACAAUCCAGAGGCUUCGAGCUAUCAAUUCCUGAACACACGACGUAGAUAUAGUCUUAGUCUACGGCGUUAUAAAGUGCCUACGAAGAACAACUCGGUCAUCUUUGUGUAUUUGCA
Phytophthora nicotianae INRA-310 is the source of this 856-nucleotide messenger RNA. RefSeq lists its product as hypothetical. Gene Ontology annotation, molecular function: thioredoxin-disulfide reductase (NADPH) activity. Gene Ontology annotation, biological process: cell redox homeostasis. The record is from RefSeq and is a predicted model, not a curated record. Lineage: Eukaryota; Oomycota; Peronosporomycetes; Peronosporales; Peronosporaceae. Gene Ontology annotation, cellular component: endoplasmic reticulum membrane. The coding region runs from base 45 to 497 and encodes 150 amino acids. The transcript is spliced from 4 exons.